AUGUCGGCCGACGAGAAGACGCGACAGGCUGAGAUCGAGCAUGCUCGCACCAACGAGUCUGGCAUGUUCGACGAUGGCGGCCCAGAGAAGCCUGUCCCCCGCGUCGACAAGGUUGAUCAGUUUGGUGCCCACGAGAAGACCGAUCCCAAGGAGAUUGCUCUCGUGAAGAAGCUCGACCGCUGGAUCAUGCCCAUGCUCUGGUCUAUGUACUGGCUUAACUAUCUUGAUCGUAACGCCAUCGCUUUGGCGCGUCUCAACGACCUCGAGGAUGACCUCAACCUUUCCGGCACCGAGUACCAGACCUGCGUGUCUAUUCUUUUUGUCGGUUACAUCCUGGGCCAGAUCCCCUCCAACAUGUUCCUCACCCGAACGAGGCCUUCCCGCUACAUGGGUAUCAUGAUGAUGCUCUGGGCCAUCGUUUCUGCCCUCACCGCGCUCUCCCAUAACUACAUUGGUCUUCUCCUGACCCGCUUCUUCCUCGGUCUCACUGAGGCUCCUUACUACCCCGGCGCUGUCUACAUCCUGUCCAUCUUCUACAACCGUAAGGAGGUUGCCACCCGAAUCGCCAUCCUCUACACCGGCAACAUUCUUGCUACUGCUUUUGCUGGUCUCAUCGCCGCCGGUGUUUUCCACGGCAUGGACGGCGCUGGUGGUCUCGCUGGCUGGCAGUGGCUUUUCAUCCUCCAGGGCGCCGUCACCUUUGUCAUUGCCAUCGUUGGCUACUUCGUCCUUCCCGACUUCCCCCUGACCACCAAGUGGCUCACCGAGGAGGAGCGCAACCUUGCGCACAACCGCAUUGAGCUCGACACCGUCUCCAACGAGGGCCAGACUGGUCUCACCAAGGGUCUCAAGGAGGCCUGCCGCGACCCCAUGGUCUGGAUCUUCUGCGCCAUGGCUCACAUGCAUCUCGCUGCCAACGGUUUCAAGAACUUCUUCCCCUCCGUCGUCAAGACCCUCGGAUUCAGCCAGACCAUCACCCUUGUGCUGACUUGCCCUCCCUACCUGAUUGCCGGCGCCGUCACCAUCGCCGUCUCGUGGUCUUCUGGUCGCUUCAACGAGCGCACCUGGCACAUUACCAUCUCCAAGGCCGUCGCCACCAUCGGUUUCGUUGCCGCCGCCGCCGUGAACAGCGUCGGCGGCCGCUACGCCUCCAUGGUCAUCUUCACAAUUGGAACGUACGGUGUCAACUCGCUCAUUCUCGGAUGGUGCGGCAGCACCUGCGGUCAGACCAAGGAGAAGAAGGCCGUCGCCAUCGGCAUGGUCACGACCAUAAUGAACAUCAGCUUCAUCUGGACCCCCUACCUGUGGCCCAAGAGCGACGAGCCCCGCUACCUCAUUGCCAUGAUGAGCAGCGCCGCCUUCAGCAUCGCCACGGCCGCGCUGGCCUGGCUCGCCAAGAUCAUCAUGAAGCGCAGGAACAGGGCUCUACGCGCGAGCGAGAACGAGACGAACGUGUUCUACGUGUACUAG
Molecule: messenger RNA, 1470 nt
Organism: Verticillium dahliae VdLs.17
Lineage: Eukaryota; Fungi; Ascomycota; Sordariomycetes; Glomerellales; Plectosphaerellaceae
Product: pantothenate transporter liz1
Exons: 5
Coding region: 1-1470 (489 amino acids)
Biological process (GO): transmembrane transport
Cellular component (GO): membrane
Molecular function (GO): transmembrane transporter activity
Source: RefSeq, a predicted model, not a curated record